CUCUCUCUCCUGCACCAGCUGACCGGUGAAUCACAUGACGGCUCGUCGACGCUCUCUCUACCCGCAGACAGAGCUCUGCUGCCGGGGGGACUUUCUGCUGCUGCUCCGCCUGUGGAGAACACGGACCAGAAGGGAAAAUGUCUGCAGUGACGCUGAGGGAAUGGCGAGACCGGAUCAGCAAAGAGCUGGACAGUGUGGUCGACUUCUGGCUGAAAUACUCUCACGACACGGUUCAUGGAGGUUUCUUCACGUGUCUUGGGAGGGACGGGACGGUUUACGAUGAGCUGAAGUACGUCUGGCUGCAGGGAAGACAGGUCUGGAUGUACUGUCGUCUGUACAGGACUGUAGAUCGUUUCCACAGACCUGAAAUCCUGGAGGCAGCUAAAGCUGGUGGAUCAUUCCUCAGAAAGUUUGCCCGUGUUCCCAGCAGCGGCAGCGGUCCGUGGAAAUGUGCCUUCUGUCUGACCAGAGACGGUCGAGCGGUGAAAGUUCAGAGGACGAUCUUCAGUGAGUGUUUCUACAUCAUGGCCAUGGACGAGCUGAGCAGAGUCACCGGGGACGCGGACAUGCAGCUGGAGGCUGAACAGAUGAUGGAGCAACUAAUCUUCUGGGUUCGGGAGGACUCUUCAGGUCUGGGUCGGCCGCAGCUUCCCGGAGACGCUCCCACCAACAGCAUGGCGGUUCCCAUGAUGCUCCUGUGUCUGGUUCAGCAGUUGACUGAGGGCCGGGGGCCGGAGAUGGUGCAGAAGUACAGAGAGCUGGGCAGCUGGUGUGUAAAACAGAUCCUACAACACAUCCAGAGAGACGGCACGGCGAUUUUAGAGAACGUUUCCACAGAGGGAGCAGAGCUGCCGGGAUGCCAGGGCCGCCUGCAGAACCCAGGCCAUGCUCUGGAGGCCGGCUGGUUCCUGCUGCAGUUCAGCGCAGAGCGAGGAGACGACGCACUCCAGCAGACCGCCAUUGACAAGUUUGUGGAGCUUCCUUUUCAGCGGGGCUGGGAUGAAGAGCACGGCGGGCUGUUCUACUUCCUGGAUGUGGACGGUCACUGUCCCACACAGUUGGAGUGGAGCAUGAAGCUGUGGUGGCCACACUGUGAAGCUCUCAUCGCCUUCCUGAUGGCCUACAGUCAAACCAAGAGACCGCAGCUGCUCCACACAUUCUCUCAGGUUUAUGACUACACAUUUAAACAUUUCCCAGAUGCUGAAGGUGGUGAGUGGUUUGGAUAUUUGACUCAAGAAGGGAAAGUUGCUCUGGAUUUUAAAGGAGGCCCCUUUAAAGGUCUCUUCCACGUCCCUCGCUGUCUGUACAUGUGUGAGCGUCUCCUCAAUGAUCUGCUGGCUAACACGGACUGAUCGUUCUUUCAUGACUCCUAUAAAUAAUCCCUAAAUCUGAUCCAUGUGUCUGUUUCACAAUAUGAAGCAGGAUUGCUCUAAAUCUCAAACAUGCACCAAGUUGCUGGUUUUCAUCUUCUAACGGUGGUCACUGAGUGCUCGUUAGAGCCAUAUUAUGCCAUAAAUCUUUGUUAUUCUUUAUAGUUUUUACUCCAGCAGCGUUUUUUAUUAUUACUACUGCACAUCUAAACAAAUCCAUGUAUCUCUUCUGUCAUAUGAUGAUUGUAAUGAAUAUUUUUAAUCUUUGCACUCAUUCACAGCCUGUUUAUUCUCCAGUGAUGCCAUUCCAAAUAUUGUUAACUUUAUUGACACCCAUUUAUUGAUUUUAUGAAUGUCCUUUUGCAUUAAUGCCAGCAUAAUUUUAUUAAUAUCAAUAAAUAUAUUUUGUCAUGUAUUAUAAAUAUAGUGAAAUUAAAAGGGUAAGGAAUUAUUGUUCUGUUUGGUAUAAAAACGUGCCUUUAAAAUGCACUCUGAGCCUUUAAAAGAGUGUGUAUCUUUACAUCUGAUUCAUUCCUUUUAUACAGCUAGUUUAGCAGUUUAUGUCUGUUUUAGUCUGUACGUUUAUACGGUGAUAUUGUUACACAUUCAUGAACUGUAUGUGUGUAAAGGGAAUUAAAGUUGCAGUGUUUUAGAGUUAGUGAAAUGCUCUUCAUCUAUAGACUGACAGGCCAGUACAUUAAACAUUUUUAUGAAAGAA
Cheilinus undulatus (humphead wrasse) is the source of this 2088-nucleotide messenger RNA. RefSeq names its product renin binding protein. Lineage: Eukaryota; Metazoa; Chordata; Actinopteri; Labriformes; Labridae. Gene Ontology annotation, biological process: carbohydrate metabolic process; N-acetylglucosamine metabolic process; N-acetylmannosamine metabolic process. Bases 138 to 1352 code for a protein of 404 amino acids. The record is from RefSeq and is a predicted model, not a curated record. The transcript is spliced from 11 exons. Gene Ontology annotation, molecular function: N-acylglucosamine 2-epimerase activity; peptidase inhibitor activity.